GUGUACCUGGACUUAAGAACUUCGGAACCAUUGAUCCAUUGCAUGUUAAACGUGUUGUUGUGGCUGAAGAUGGCAAUAGUCCUGUCUCCAUCAACCUAGCUCUCUCCAACAUAGAAGUUCUUGGCUUCAGUAACACCAAAGUACUCGAAGCCAGUUUUGAUCAGACAAAAUACAUUACGAAGCUGAAAUUUGUAGUCCCCGAUAUAAAAAUUCUAUCUGAUUACGAGGGUAAAGGACGUGUAUUAACAUUGCCAUUGAAUGGCAACGGAAAGGCUCAAAUGGAUAUUAAAAACCUAACUGCUAAUGUAAUAUGCAAACUUAAACGUCGCGACGAAUAUGGUAUGAAAUUUACGGACAUACAAAAAGUUCGGAUGGAUAUUGAUGUUGGUGGAUUUCAUAUAAAUUUGGAAAACCUUUUUAAUGGCCAAGAGGUUUUGGAACAAACGGCCAAUAAUUUAUUCAAUGAUAAUUGGAAAGAACUGUUCGAAGCUUUACGGCCAUCAAUUACAGCAACAAUACAAACAGUUCUGGAGGAUCGCUACAAAAAAUUGUUUGCUUAUAUUCCGGCAACAUAUUUUAUCGAAGAUUUAGAAUAA
Messenger RNA from Musca vetustissima, 596 nucleotides. RefSeq names its product protein takeout-like. The annotation marks the transcript as partial. Lineage: Eukaryota; Metazoa; Arthropoda; Insecta; Diptera; Muscidae. The record is from RefSeq and is a predicted model, not a curated record. The transcript is spliced from 3 exons.